Molecule: messenger RNA, 4810 nt
Organism: Pseudoliparis swirei
Lineage: Eukaryota; Metazoa; Chordata; Actinopteri; Perciformes; Liparidae
Gene: mmp15a
Product: matrix metallopeptidase 15a
Exons: 10
Coding region: 518-2674 (718 amino acids)
Biological process (GO): collagen catabolic process; extracellular matrix organization; proteolysis
Cellular component (GO): extracellular matrix
Molecular function (GO): metalloendopeptidase activity; zinc ion binding
Source: RefSeq, a predicted model, not a curated record
UGUCUCACAUAUUUACACUAACGCGUUUCCGCUCGAGAUGAAGGUCCAAGACGCGCGUUGGAGCUGAAACCUGAUCGCUGCCACUCGCUUCCUUUUGGGUUUCUUUCCUUUUGUCGUGUGCAACAUUUACGCAACAAGUUAGUCACUUUUCGUAAACUAAGUGCAGAGCCCGAGUUGGCUCUCAGUGCGAGGCUCAGCCAUUGUAGAGGUCGGAAAGGGGCUCGGUCUAUUUGUUUGCCCGCCGGCUGCAGGAACACUGGACGAGCCAUGAGGCUGCUGGCCCGGGACACAUCGGACUGCCCUCGACCGGGAAUGGAUUAGCACGAUCUAAAUUCCGGUUUUGUUUUUGUUUUCUUCCGAGGGUUUGUUAAUGCACCUUUUUAUUAUUUGCGUCCCAUGUACGAUGAGUGUUCCUCUGAGCAGCUGAGCGCGUAGCCACUUGUUGCGCAGGUUUUUGUGAAGUUCGUCCCGUAUUCCUGCUGUUUGGCUGUUUUCUGUCAUCACUGCGCAACACAUCAUGAAGAAGACGGCAGCCAAACAACCCUGGACCCGGAUCUUCAUCACCCUGUCGUCCUUCUCCCUGGCCCUGUGCAGCGCAGCGGCCCCGGAGGAAGACGGCUUCAGUGCGGAGGCGUGGCUCCGUAAGUUCGGCUACCUGUCUCAGGCGAGCGGUCAGAUGUCCACCAUGCAGUCGGCUCAGAUUCUGUCCAAAGCCGUCAGCGACAUGCAGCGCUUCUACGGCAUCGCCGUGACGGGGGCGAUGGACCCGGCCACUGUUGUGGCCAUGCGUCGGCCUCGCUGUGGCCUCCCAGACAGAAAGGCGGAGGAGGUGGAUGACGGCGCGAGGAAGAAGCGCUACGCUCUGAGUGGACCGCAGUGGGGCAAAGACCACAUCACCUACAGUAUCAUGAACCAGCAAAUCCCAUCGUCGCUGGGCGAGGAGCUGACGUACGAAGCCAUCCGCAAGGCCUUUGACGCGUGGAGUCGGGUCACGCCGCUCACCUUUGAGGAGUUACCCGCUGAGAACAACAUCAGCAUCAACAGCAGCCGGGCGCAGCUCGCUGACAUCCUGUUGCUGUUUGCCUCUGGUUUCCAUGGUGAUAUGUCUUUGUUUGACGGCGAGGGGGGGUCGCUGGCCCACGCCUACUACCCCGGACCGGGCAUCGGUGGGGACACACACUUUGAUGCUGAUGAGCCCUGGACACUGGAAAACCACGACCCAAAAGGUAUCGACCUCUUCCUGGUUGCGGUCCAUGAACUGGGUCACGCUUUGGGUCUGGAGCACUCGGAUAACACCGGUGCCAUCAUGGCUCCUUUCUACCAGUGGAUCCACACACACAACUUCACCCUGCAUGAGGAUGACAUCAGAGGAAUACAGUACAUCUACGGCCCGCCUCUCCUCGGGGAUGCUCCACCCACUUCUCCUCCGGUCCUUGACGACAAACCCAAAGAUGACUCUCCCACUUCCCCUUCUCCUCCUGAAGACGUGCCCCCCUCUUCUUCCCCCAGCGUCCCUCGACCGACCCACGGCGGCCCCAAUACCCCGGCCCCCCCGAAGCCGACUCCCAGCCCCACCUCCCCUCCUCUCCUCCCCACGUCCGCCCCCACCAACCCGCAGCCUGAACCGGAACCGGUCACCCCGCACGUUAGAAAAGAUGUCCCGCCUCCUCCGCCUCCUCCUCGGACUCCCGCCCCUCCCCGACCUCCCAAGCUGCCGGACAACCACGCCCCCGAUAUCUGUGACGGGGACUUUGACACGGUGACCGUGUUGAGGGGGGAGAUGUUUGUUUUCAAGGGUCGCUGGUUCUGGCGUGUGCGGAGGAACCGGGUCUUGGAUAACUACCCCAUGCCGAUAUCUGUCUUCUGGAUCGGCCUGCCGAGUGACAUCGACGCGGCCUACGAGCGCCACGAUGGAAGAUUUGUCUUCUUUAAAGAUGACAGAUACUGGGUGUUCAGGGAGGCGGAUGUGCUGCCGGGAUACCCGCAGCCCUUACAUGCGUACGGACAAGGAGUUCCUGCGCACAAGAUUGACACAGCGAUCUGGUGGGAGCCCAACGGACACACGUACUUCUUCAGUGGAGACAGAUACUGGCGAUACAAUGAGGAGACCCGCACCACAGACCGUGACUUCCCCAAGCCCAUCGACAGAUGGGGCCGGAUACCUCCAUCACCCAAGGGCGCCUUCCUCAGCGACGACGGCGCUUACACCUACUUCUACAAAGGCAGCAAUUACUGGAGGUUUGACAACCACAAGGCGGAGGCAGAGAAAGGCUACCCUCGCUCCAUCCUGAAGGACUUCAUGGGCUGUGCAGGAGCCUCUGACCCGAAGCCCGACACAGACACUGAGCAGGAGCCAAAAGACAAACCAGUGGACCCCACCGACCGAGGCCAAGACAAAGAGCGCAAAGAGCCAGACGUGGGCCGCGACAAAGACAAAAAGACGGAGGUAGACCAAUCGUCUCCACCCGACGGCACCGAGGAGGACGAGGUGAACGUGGUCGUGACGGAGGCCGACAAUGAAUCAAAGGUCAUGACCCUGAUCAUGGUGAUUGUUCCUCUGGUCCUCAUCCUGUGCAUUCUCGUCCUCGUCUACACCAUCCUCAAGACCCUACAGAACAAAGAGACCCCGAGGGCCUUGGUGCACUGCAAGCGCUCGUUGCAGGACUGGGUGUGAGGCUCAGAAUGAGACGAGAUAGAGCGGGUGUUCAUCAUUUGGUAAAGUCGUCACAGGCGUCAACAUUUGUACUUAUGGCUCCGACGCAGUACUUAAGUCUAAAAAAAGUAGAGGAUGAGUCACCGUUUUGGGCUCCAUCCGUCGCUCAUGUGAAAUAAUGCAAACAUGGUAAAGCCGGUGCCUGCGGAGCUGCAGUGUGCGUCCCCUUCCACUGGCUCUUGACAUGCCUCCGAAUGUCUGAAAGGGUACUUUUAUUUCGUCAAAGAAAAUCACGUUUGUUCCGUCACAGCUUCUACAGCAGACACGCAACACACGAGGACGGUUUCUAUUCAUUCCACCUGUACACAGGAGGGACCAGUGAUUUAUUUGUAAUAUAAAUGCAGACCAAAUCAAGAAUGCACAUACAUGACACCGAGGCACACACACUGUACAUAGACACAAACAAGAUUGCUUAUGGCUACAAUAUUAACUACAGAAACUCGUGCAUUAAUAUGACAAGUCUUCCAUACGGUUGACUACGGGGCCUCAAGCAAACUUCUCUUAGGUAAGGACAGAUAAUUUGCACUUUUGAUUCUUUUUUUUUGUCACCUUUGUUUUUGCUGAGGUUGCUUCACUGCAAAUAUGUGUGUGUGUGUGUGUGUGUGCUUAUUAAACACACUAACACUGGCAGAAGAAGCACAUCCUCCGUCCAGCGCAGGAAUGUCAGACAGCUGUGUGCGUCCGUGACCACGGAGCUCCCACCGAGCUCAUUAUGUGCCCUCUCUCUCACGCUCACGCACCGACAUCACAUGAUCUCGAAAGAAACUUUUAACUGCACUCAUGUGUGCAUGCGUGUCCACAUAUGCAGACACACACACGCACACACACCAAGACUUGGAGACCACUUACCCAAACAAAGGCACACAGACACGAGGGCUCCGGCCUCCCCUCCUCCCACCAGAGAGCAGUUCUGACUGCACCGCUAACACACAAUGCCAGAGGAGACGCAUUGAUAUACGCCUGUUGGAUUAAACACACACUGAACAAGAAGAUUUUAUAAGUGCUGUGGUAUUUUACAAAUGAUAUCCAGCUCGGCUCGACCCGUCAAGUUUUUCCUGCUGAAGCUAAAUGGAGUCGAAGCAAAUGAAGUGAACAAGGGAGAAGCCUGCAGGCGAAAGAGGAUUGGGUGAGGGUCUGGUUUCCAUUAAGCCCACAUGCUGCUGAUUUAUUAGUGUCAGGCAUGAGGAGAGCAGAGAAGAGAGAGGGGAGUGGGGGGGGGGGGGGGUGAGAAGGAGGUAUAACAUUUAAUGGUGGGGAGAAAGGGGAAAUGAGAGAAUGAGAUGACGAAGGAAAGAAAGAAACGGGGAGAGGCACAUAAUGAGGAGGGGAGAGGGAGGGCUCUGCCAAAGUGUCCUUGCCAGUUUUCUCUGGAAAAGGAGGAGCAAGGGAAAAAGGGAGGAAGGAUCUCUGGGAGGAACAGCGCUGGCGUUGUGCCUCCUGACCUAGAUUGGGACACAUAGUCCACGCCUCCUUUUCAAGUCUUUUUGCUCAAUUGUCAUGAGCUGGAGAUGACUUCCUUUGCGACCCCCUCCUCCUUCCCGUAUUCAUCCUUCUCUCCAAUUAUUCUUUUGUUUUUUACCAUUUUAAAUCCAUCUCUCUCUCUUUUUGCCUCAAUGCUGUACCUUAACGCACCAGAUGUGUUCAUGUUCUUCUCCACUCUCCUGGAAAGUUAGCUCAAGCAUUUAAAAGCUUCUUAAUGCACAGAAACAUCUGCAGAAAGUGUUCAUUGAGUCUCCCCUCAUCUGUCUGUCUCUGCCUUGCUUGUGUCGGUGUAAAGCCGCUAUUGACCUGCUCAUCAUUAAUCUUUUACUUGUGUCUUUACAUUGUGCCUAUAUUUCCUUUUUGCCCGUAAUGUGCCUUUUUCUGUGAAUAAUGGGGUGGCUUCUUUUGUUACUACAAAUAGCACAAUGAAUUUUUUUCAUGUGUUAUUUCUUUUUUGUAUUCUUAUUACUUGUAGUUUUGUAAAAAGUGUUUUGGAUCAGGUUUUCUGUAAGAACAGUAUGAGAUAAUCACAACGUUGAUGCAUGCAGGGCAUGUUCUGUAAGCCUGUGUAGAGUAUGUUACGGUUUUCACAAUAAAACUUACAGCUAAAAGCCA